Messenger RNA from Microplitis demolitor, 2725 nucleotides. It is a transcript of the gene Plap, whose product is annotated as phospholipase A-2-activating protein. The record is from RefSeq and is a predicted model, not a curated record. Gene Ontology annotation, molecular function: ubiquitin binding. Bases 147 to 2621 code for a protein of 824 amino acids. Gene Ontology annotation, cellular component: cytoplasm; nucleus. NCBI's taxonomy places the organism in Eukaryota, Metazoa, Arthropoda, Insecta, Hymenoptera, Braconidae. Gene Ontology annotation, biological process: proteasome-mediated ubiquitin-dependent protein catabolic process; ubiquitin recycling. The transcript is spliced from 6 exons.
AACAGCUUUGGCAAAUUGCUAGAAGGAGACGAUUACUGUUGUGGUAUUAUUUCAAUGGCAUCAAUCCUACCCGUAUCAUUUAAAAUAUUUAUCUGUGGGUGACUUGCGUAAUUUUAAAAAAUUUUUAUAACAAAGAAAAAAAGACAAUGGACAAAUUGCCGUAUAGAUUGAGCUGCACAUUAGUUGGGCACAGUGAAGAUGUCCGUGCAAUUUCAGCCUUUGAAAAUGGAACAAUUGUAUCUGCAUCUCGGGAUAAAACUGCACGUGUAUGGAUACCUAACCGAGAUGAUUUUGACUUCAGUCUAUCAGCUACUUUGCAAGGGCAUACCAAUUUCGUGAGCUCAGUAUGUGUAUUAAAUCCAACGGAUAAAUAUCCAAAUAGUUUAAUAAUAACUGGUAGUAAUGACCAUUAUAUUUGUAUAUAUAAACUCGGGGAAACUGAGCCCAUGAAAAAAAUAAAGGCGCACGCAGACACAGUUUGUAAUUUACGGAUAGGCAUUGAGGAAGGCACAUUUUUAUCAAGCUCAUGGGACAUGAGUGCUAAAUUAUGGAGCCUUGAUAAUGUAGAGGAGCCAUUGCUGACUCUGCAUGGUCACUCAUUAGCAAUCUGGUGCGUUGCUGACUUGCCGAACAAGGCAAUAGUUACGGGGUCGGCAGAUAAAAAUGUCAUUGUUUGGAGCCGUGACGGGACACAAGUUCAUAAACUUGAAGGUCACACUGACUGUGUCCGUGAUAUCGCGGCAAUAAAAGCUGAUGAGUUUUUGACCUGUGCAAAUGACGCGACUAUCAGACACUGGAAUGCUAUCACUGGUGGUAGUCUGGGUAUUUACUAUGGACAUGAGAACUAUAUCUAUAGUAUUUCAGCGACCUUUGACGGUAGUCUCGUUGUGAGCUCGAGCGAAGACAAAUCAAUAAGAGUUUGGAAAAAUGGGAAAGUUGAUCAAACGAUAAUGGUACCAACCACGUCAGUUUGGUGCGUUGAGUUGCUGCCGAAUGGUGACAUCGUUUCGGGUUCAUCGGACGGAAUUAUCAGAAUAUUUUCCUCAGAUUCAUCACGUUGGGCGAGUCCGGAAAUAAUGAAAGUUUAUGAAGCUCAAAUAAUUGAUGACCAAGCUAAAACACAAAAAGAACUUGGCAGUGUUAAGAUAAAUGAGCUGCCGACGAUGAGUGCACUGGCGCAACCAGGAACCAGAGACGGUCAGACCAAAAUGAUCAAUGAAGGCGGUAAAGCUAUCGCUUAUUCGUGGUCGGCGAGCGAGCAGCAAUGGGUGAAAGUCGGCGAUGUCGUUGGAGCCGUUAAUAAUGACUCGCAAAAGCAACUUUACGAGGGCAAAGAGUAUGACUAUGUGUUCUCGAUUGACAUUCAGGAUGGAGUACCCCCACUCAAGUUGCCUUACAAUAAAACUGAAGAUCCUUGGCAUGUCGCACAAACGUUUAUUCACAAAAAUGGACUCAGCCAAAUGUUCUUAGAUCAGAUUGCAAACUUUAUAGUAAAAAAUUCUGAUAGUACACCAUCAUUUAAUCCAAGUUCAUCAUACGCGGAUCCGUUUACUGGAGGUAAUCGUUACAUACCUGGAUCAGGAUUGCCAAAUGCGCCAGUAGCACAAGCGGAUCCUUUGACUGGUGGUAAUCGAUAUAUACCUGGAUCAGGAUUACCCAACGCACCAGGAGUACAAGCAUCAACUUCGAAUCCAGAUCCUUUUACUGGUAGUAAUAGUUACGUACCUCAAACCAGCUUUAGUUUGUCAUCCCGCGAGGCGAUGCCUGCAUCAGCAUCUUCAUCGUCAUCAUCAUCUAGCGUUUCCACACUCUCUUACAUACCGCAUAAAAGUUAUUUGAAGCUUGAGCAAGCUAAUUAUGCUGCCAUACUAGAAAAAAUAAAAGAGUUCAAUAGUCAACUAGGAGAAUGUUUGCAACGGAUACCUGACGCUAAAUUGGAAGCUGUAGUUAAUGUAGCUAGAGGCCAAGUUCAACAAGCUGACGCUGAAACCAACAGUACUCUUUGGACACUUCUUGAGUGGCCCAACGAAUUUGUGUUCCCAGUGUUAGAUAUUGCUCGAUUAGCUGUUUUACAAAAGUCACCAAAUGAUAAUCUCUGCAAUGACAACUUGGUCCCAGUUAUUAAACGUCACCUCUCACCUGACGCAGUAGCGGCAAAUCAAAUGCUUAUUUUCCGACUACUAGCUAAUAUGUUUAAUCACGAAUCGGGUGAAAAGUUCGGUCUCCAGUAUGCAGAAUCUGUAUUAGAUGUGUUGCUCAAACUUUCCUCGCUCGGCAGUAAACAUAAUCAGGUUGCAAUUGCUACGUACAUCUUGAAUUUAACAGUAGCAUUAAAUAAUAAAUCAGAUGACUUAUCAAGUCGUCUUAGAAUACUUGCUUUAAUGACAGUACUUUUGGAUAAAUUAAAAGAUCCAGAAGCUAUUUUCCGAGGACUUGUUGCUCUUGGAACUCUCAUUGCGUUAACAAAUAACGCUGAUGAUAAAAAUACAUUAGUCCAAUUAUUGAAGCACUCAGAAAAUACAAUCGCUCUAUUAAAAUCAUCAUCUAUAAGUAAAUCAAUGCUUGAUGCUCAUGGUAAAAUUUCAAAAUGUUCUAAACAAAUACUUGAUUUGAUUGUCUAACACUAGUACGUUUUAUAUAUUUAAAAAAUAAUAUUUUUUCAAUUUAUUAUUAUUGAUGACAAAUGUUGCUUUUAAUAUCAUUAAUAAUAAAAAUUUAAAACUGC